UGCUGACCCUAACACAGGAGGAGGGUUAUGCAUGCAGCAGACACACCACAUCCCUAUAGCUUUUAUUCAGACUCAGGUUUGAAUUCAUGCUCACUUUUUCUAAACAGCCAUAUCACUGUCCACAACCUCAAAGAUGAAGCUGCUUCCUAUAGUUAGUUUAAGUUCAUUUAAAACAGUCUGUGAAAAAAAGGCAAAGAGGGCUGCAUUUUUCACUUCACAUGCUUCCAUUAAAAUCUUUAAAAAUAUAUCUAAAAGCUAAAGAGGCUUAAAGAGGGUUAGUAUUUUUAGAGCACUGUACAGUACACCUUGCAACAAGCUCUUGUUUAUGUAGUGAGUCAGUGGUUUUAGGUGGUGGUAGGAGGUGUAGUGACAGGUGCAGAUGCCAGGUAACUGACAUAAUGCAAUGAGACAAGGCAAUGAGUCACCCCAACCCUCAGCAAGCUUCUCUGCUUAAACUGCAGCGGCUCCAUACCAUCACCUAUUUAUAGCCAUCCUACAGCACUGACAGGAGGGGAAAUCUGUCUUUGUUUGAGCUCUGUUUUGCUUAGAAGCACACCAAAACCAUAAAUCCUCUGCUGUUCGAUAAAUGUUCUAAUCCGUUUAAAGGAAAGAGCUUAAACAUAGAAGGCACAUUGAAUUGUUGAUUCUUCAUAUUGCACCAAUAUGAGGGAAAAACAUCCCUCCAAACCAUACAGCAGUCAUACCUGGUAUACUUACAAACACUACACCAGAUCACCAUGUCAUUCAUCGGCACUGCGAAUUUUCAAACAGAAAUUCUGUCAGGUAUUAUUUUUAAAAGUAAUCUAUUAUCUUCUCAAAGGGUCAAGAUCCUAGAAUCAAAUCACGGCUGUUAUCCAUCUACAGAUCAAUAAUGCAAACAAUGGACAUAGCUGUUUUAUUUUUUCUUUUUUUUUUCAUAAGCUGGCACAGCAUCACCACAUUAGAGGAAAUCCAUCAUAUUAAUGAUCCAGGGGCCACUUCAUUAUUCACAGAGAAGCAGCUCGCCAGUCCAAAUAAAUUAUCAUUGGUAUUCCAUUAAUGGAAGUUUUCAAAUCUUGCCACGGAGGAUGCCAUUAAUCUGUGCACGCCGUCUCUCUCUGGAGUGUGAUAGUCUGCCACUGUACCACUGCCAGUGAUCUGUGAAGAUGAGAAGCUCCUCACCGUCCUCAUUCACUUUCCUUCUGUGAGAGGAAGUCCAACUAUGAUCGACGUUAACUACAGCAGCCGCAGACUGGCUCGCUCCCAAGUUGCACACUUUGCAUUUUUUAUGCUCUGCUAAAGGGAUAUGUGGGUACAGGUGAAGGGUAGAGCUCCAAAGUGGUACUUCUGUCUGAAACCAUGGAUGACAAAGUCCGACCUCUCCCCUCCUGAUGGAGCGCUCUCAGCUAAUUCGACAGAUAUUGCUUUUGUGUGUUGGAGAACUGUAGAGCUUCUGCUGAUCCCUCGGGCCUCCUUGCACAUCCACUGCUCCUGUUUUGCCCCCCCAAAUGGGCUAACAUCCAAACACACCCUGCUAAUAUUCUGAUUGAACAUUUGUCCAAGGACCUUGAAAAGUCACGUACUGUGCAACUUUCAAACACUUUAAUGGAAUUGCUUCUCAUAACGUUGGCAUUCACUAACUAUUAUGUUUUUUCAUUAUGACAACCUACUGUAGGAGUCAAACUCAUUUUCAUUUCCUCUGGAUGCAAGCAGGCAAUAAAUCCAUUUCUUUUAAUGCCCUGCAGACCGCCCUGCUUUACUAUCAGAGCUCAACAAAUGACUAAAGUGAAGUUUGGUAAUAUUGCUGUGUGAAAUUAAUUCUGUGGGGGCCUAAUAGCAGAGUUUAAUGGUAAACAAACCCAGCCUUACAAAAGAGCUUUUGUCUGCUCUAAAGCUUCUUUUGAAGAAACAUCCACUGCCUGAAAGUGCUCAGCUGUAUCUGUUAUUUAUUCUCCCACCUACCUACUAUCUUAUUCAUCACCAGCUUGACUCGGCAUACUCUCUUUUUCUCUCUUUCUCUCUCCCUCUUCCUCUAACAGUAAGAUGCUGUCAUAUCCUUCCUGGCCAGCUCACUGUACACUGAGUCAGAUGAUGAAUACGAGGCACACGUUAGCUCUUCAAAUGUGUUUUUCUUUUUUUUUUUCCGUUAAAGGCUUGCAGCAUGACUCCAGGCCUGGAAGGAGGUUUAAUUUCUGCCCCUGCCAAAUCCCUCCCAUAUGCCAAACCUCCUCCUGCUCCUGCACCUGAACCUGUCACUGCAGGGAUUGAAGUCCUGCAGUUCCCUGCAAACUGACCUCUGCGGCCAGAUGGACAAGGAUCUCAUGUCUGAAAAAAACACCUGCGACCAAAAAUACUUGUAAAGAGAUACAAAUUAAAAAAGUGGUUGAAUCAUUCUGACUUUUAAAAAAGUGAUUUGAAAUUGUUUGAAAAAAGAAUACCACUUCUGGUUUACACCGAUGACACCAUCUCAUACAUUCCUAUGAAUGGGCUGGACAGUUUAGACCAACACUUAUGUGUAGACCUCUCAAAACUUCCUUAAAUCUAAUUAUGAUGAACAAAAAAGGCCAUGUUCGCCACACCUAAUUCUUUUAACAUGCAAUCAAUGAGAAAUCAAUGAUGCAAGUGUUUUAUUGAACUUGGGUCUGUGUUUAGAUGUCCAGUUUAAGGUUCAAUCAUGUUUCUUUAAAUUUAAGUUAAAGCCCCUAUAAGAGAUUUUUGACUUCUAUGAAUGCUUUGAUGUUUUUUCAUGGUAUUCAACAGCAAACCAGACCAUCACUGCCAAGACUGAUGGUUUAUUAUGUUCUGGUUUUAAUUGGCUGAAACUAGUCCGAGAGGGGAGUAGUCAGCUGAGCAGAUAAACACACAGCCCUGUUUUUACACUUUUUAAUUAACAUAUUCUCAAAAGAAUUAUAUAUAUAUAUCGAUGUCUCAAGUCAGUAGGAUGAGAUUUUGUGUCAAAAAUCACCAUUCAAGCAGGUAGAGGUCAAGAUCGGCAAAGACUUCUUGGAUUGUGAGGCACCAAAAUGUACAGAAACAAGAAGUUCUUUACAGAAGCUUUAAGAUACAAAAAUGAAAUACAUUUCAUCCUUAAAAUUAAACUUAAACUGUGUACGGCUGCAGCAUUUCUAACUUUGUCAUACAAUGACAAUAAAGGGCUUUCUAUUUCUGAAAGGGGUGUCUCUGCUUUUUCUUAAGAGUGGUUUUAUGAGAUUUUUGUCAAAAAACAGUAAUUCAGCUCUGACUUUUUAUUGAAUACCAGGCCUGAGAGGCACAAAAGCGAGACAGUCAACCACUGCAGACACAAUCAGUUUCACCUUACAGUUGUGCUCUUUUUAAAGUAAGUUCAACCUCUAUGGCGCUGGUGUAGUUUGGUAGUUAAGGCGCAUGUCCCAUUUACAGCAUCUCUAGUCAUCCAUCAUCACAGCAGUUGCAGGUUUGACUUGUGGUCAUGUCUCUUUGCUGCAUGCUGCAUAUUUUCUGCCUUUCUAUAUUAAGCCUUACCCUCAGAAAGCCUCUUUGUUUUAGUACUGUUCGCAGAUGCAACAUCAUCCAGCUCAAUGCUAGCCUUUUUGUUUGGCCUCUUCUCCUUUUCCCUAUUGAUUUUAAAAUUUUAUAGAUGGCCUUCCGGGUCCCUACAUGACCAGACACCUGCUAAUAUCAAAGCCUUACCCCCACAAAAGAGCCUAUAGGCGACCUCUUCCUGCAGCUGAUAGAGGUUUUUGGUUGUACCAGCCUGGAGGUUGACUAAGAGCUAUCAGCCUUUUGCAGACUAGGUGCCCAGACUCUGAAAUAACUUGCCAGUUUGCAAAAGCUGCUUUCCAAUCUCUGAAAAUACUUUGGAUUUAGUUUAUUUCCAUGUUUAUUGUUGUAUUUUGUAUCACUAAAGAAAAGUGAUUAUAUUUAGCUUCACAUCCUGAUUUAACUGUGUAUUUAUAUUUUUUUUCAUCACUCCAACAGGCUGUUUCUGUGUCAGAGGUGCACCUGUUGGCAUACGUUUUGUUUAAGUGUUUAAUCAGACAGGAAAUAAAGCACAGAACAUCCAUGUGGUAAAAGCCGCUUAAAUCCCCCCUUUUCUUCCCAAAAGCCGACUAGGCCAGAUCAAAUUAAGUGCUUUGAUACUUUCCCUGCCAAUCGGAUUAGCCUGAUGAAUUCCCAAAAGUGUUUAAAUGAUUAAAGCUGGUUAAUGGGUCUCAGGAAAGUUCACGGUGUCAGGAGUUGGCUGCAAUAUCAAACAGGAGUGGAGGAAAGAGUCAAUAGAUGGAAACUGUAAGAACAUUUUCUACCUCAGUGUUGCUCUUUGUCAGCCGUCGGCACCUGAUUACCUGCCUAUUUAGCUGUAAUCAUCCUUUUUUGUUGUUGGAAAUUAUAAGACUCUGAGGGAGGAAUGCUUGACAAAUAGUGCAUCUGUUAUGUGGUGACACAGUGCCUAAAUAUAGAGCGGAAAAUAGAGCAGGAAAAGGGGCGCAGUGAGGACCAUAAAUAUUCACAGUCCAUCCAAAGUAAAGAGCCUGGUUCAAGGAAACAUUUCUCUCAGAAAGUGUGCUCAUUGAGUGACACACUCAAGAUGAAGAUGUAGAUCUUUCUGUGUCACACUUUGAUAUGGAUCUUUGUUAAAAAAUAAUAUUCAGAAUCAGGAUUUGAAGGCUGAUGGAUAGAAGGAGGAAAAAAACAGGAAUAAUGGAUAAACGGUUGCAGGUUCUGCUCCCCUCCUCACCCCCUCUUGUAAUAUACUCGUCUCCUGAGGGAGUGGUAUCCAUCAUGGAGACGGCGGGGCUGUUAUGCCACAUCGCCUUAUGCAUGUGAACACAAGGUGACUCUGUGUAGGAGAGAAUGAAACGCAGCUCAUGUGUGCCCAGUCUUAUAAAUGCAGCCCCAUGUUCCCCCCAUAAAGUGUCCAUCAGCACCUUAAUGCAUAUCUCCCAGUGAAAGUGACAGAGCCUGGGCUUGCACAUUAUUAACUCCAGACAUUUUUAUGAGCCUGUGGAAAAGAGUGCUCCCUCUGAAUAAGAUAUGUGUCCAGUGUUCAGAGGCUGUAUAUCAGUCGUUUAGUUUUUGGCAUGGCGUUACAGCCUCUGAUAGGUGCUGAUUUCAAUGUUUACAUCAGUCGGAAGUGCGGAAAACAACACUGUAAAUACUGUAGUUAUGUCAUGAUUAUUCUCUGGGGGGAUGAAAAUAAAUGAGGCUUAGAUUUCAUGAGUGGAAUCUAUUAUGUUGCUUGUUUGCCUGCAUGGGAAAUACAUCCAUAUUAAUGAUGUAAACAGUGUUUAGAGUGAUAAAUUGUGGCAUGGAAAUCAUAAGCAGCUUAGGAGAGAGGGGUUAAAGGCACCACCAAAUUGGCAGGCUCAUGAUAAAUGCAUGGGAUUUGCCUGAAAUAUUAAUCAAAUAUAAAUGUGCAAUGAAUUUAAUAACGGCUUAUUCUAUUUCUGGAACCAAUUCAGAACCGGGCACAGUUCUGCAGGGAUAAGGAAAUUAAGGUAAAUGGAAGCAUUUUUUCAGUAAGAGGGAAUAAAAGCUGAAUUAUGCGAGGAAGGGGGAUCCUAAAAUUAAUGCAGCAGAAGAAGAGCUUUAUGAAAAAUGACCUGUGAAGUUCUGUGCUGUGUUGUAUAGCUACACGAAGUGGGCGUUCUCAGCAGGGAGGAAUAACACUCAAACUGCAAUUCAGUUGUGCAAGUUAUACAAGCGGUGCAAUUAUUCAAUGAGCCAAAUGAGCUUGAGGAACGCUUGCUCAUGUAAUCCAAAACAGUAGCUCUGACAGGAGGCAACCAACCUCUUUGUAAAGACUCUGCUUAUGCAAUGACACAAAAUAGUGCAACCUCAGGAGGGGGCGUAAAACCACCAGCCAGCGCAUGAGACACCAGGCUUGAGAUAGACGCCUAAGCAAUGUAGGGAGAGUUGGCAAAUGUCAAAUCCGUGGUCGGUAUUCAAGUGUACAUCGCGCCUCGCAUUUCCACUCAGUUAUCUGGAGUCAGCUGAGCCUGUGCCGGAGUUGUUUGGCGCCUGAGCUCGGUGCCACACUGUGCGUAAAAUCUACCUGUCAGACGCAGCAGCGGUGCCAUGGCGAGAGGAGCCCCGCGAGCAAAGUCCGUUCACACGGAAUAACUUCCUUUUCCACGGAUGCCACAUGUUGUAAGGAGAGCUGCGAUGGCAGUUUACCUUAACUGAUAACGUGAAGUAGGAAGGAGCGUCAGUCUGUCUCUAUAUAGACUCAGUUGCGCGGAGGAACGAUGCUGAGCAAGGCUGCGGGAGGAUUGCACACUGAAGGUAAGAUGUUUUUCUGAAGAUUUUUGGCUUCAAGUAUCCCAAAAUCGUUUUAAGAAUGAUUAUAGUGAGGCAAAUACCAGAUGUCUCUUCUAAACAAUCUGUCAAACAGCGCAAAUUGGAGGAUUUCCUUUACAAGCAAGUCGAGAAUUUGCAAAUGAAAUUUUUAUAGUGUUAUGUGGGUACAAAGAAGAUGUGAUGUCAUCAAAAUAAGGACAAACGUGUCUGUGAGUGAGGGAAAAAGAGUGAUUGUACUGUUUAUACUGUUUAUAAAGACGAAAGAGGAGGUAAAAGAGAGACAGAGAGUGCUGUAUGUGCUCGCAACCAUUAAUAAUUGUUGAGUCUGAGCACACUCUCACAUGCGCUAAGUGCACAUCAUCUCUUGUCAGAUUAAUUAUUUGUGGUUGUGGGAUGUGGUUUUUGUUGUGUAAUGUAGUGUGUAAUGGAAUUCCCCGUUAUCUGGAGAGUGGCUCAGCCUCUGAGGCAUUUAGGGAUGGAGACCGCAGGUCUGCGUUGAAGAUAUGAGCCUCGGUCUUUGGUGUGAGUGGGCUCAGACAGAAGCGCUGCCUGGCCCACUUUCUUCAUGCUUCUCUGCUCCAAACAGCUCUGGGACCCACAGGCGCUGCACGAGCUUCUGUUCCCUCAGGGUCACGGGGACCAAAGGUCUACUGCAGAACUAUAUUUCUUCACGGAAGCCCAAGAAAGCGUUUCACACUCAGGCUCCUAUAAUACUUCCACUAAAAGCAAUUCUCUUCUCUUCUUGAAACUUAUUUUCACCCCAAGCAAUUUAUACUCAAAGCAUAAAGUGACUCUAACUGCUUUUCUACUUGUAUCAUUAUGGUAGUUGCACAUUUUCCUUAUUAUCCUGGUACAAAAGGUGAAAAUUAUUCAUUCAAUGGAUUUGAUCAUUGUUGGCCAAAGAUGCCCCAGACUUUCAAAAUAAAACAGUGCACCGAAAACAGACAUAAUGGACAGAAUCACAAAGUCUCAAAUAAGUGGACCUGUUGCUUUAUGACCUCUACUGACAGAUGAGCUGUGUUGAUGUUUUUACUCCGACAGCAUAAAAGAUGGAGUAGAUGAUGGCAGGACAAAGUGAAGCCAAAAGAUUUUGAGCUCCCCCUACAGACCUGCUGUUGUACAAGUCAGAUUGUUUUUCCAUGUGAGUAAGAUAAGGGUUAAACUAAAAAAAAUAGAAACAUUUACCCAUUGGAAUUUUUUCAAAUAUGGUUUCUAAGUAAGUUGUGAUUAUCCUGUUUUAUAACCCGAAAUAUAAUGUUCUUAGACAACUAUUUUCAGUCAGUUACUUGAUGCUUAAAAAAGGCAUUACAACUAUGGUUGUUAAAUGAUUUAUUUACAUGACAGUCCAGUUCACUCAGGAUUAAAAGCAGAGACUGUAUAUACUAUGGACAACUUGGUUCCGUCUCCCGUCUGUAUAGGGAUUUGAAGCCAAAAAGCUCUCGGUAUUUACGCGAUUUUUCUUCAUUUCCUGAAACCAGCAUUGCGCAGUAGUGUUGUGCGCAUUCAGCGAGAGAGUCGCUGAGAUGAUGCUUGGCUCAAACAGUGUAUCCCUUGGGUGAGCUAUGCAAUCCUUGUACCCACAUAGGCUGUAUCAGGUGUCAAUUAACGAAAACAUGAACCCCCUAAUAACUUUUAAAAAUUGAGCUUCACAGAAAAAAAGAGGACUUGAGCACAAACCAGUCUUACAUUAACUAUAUGUCAACAUCACAAGCAGGGAGGAGAAAAAUGUACGUUCUGUGUAAUUAAUUUUUAAAUUUGUCCACAGCCCCAUAAGCUUUGCUGAGGGAGGCGGGAUUUAUGACCUAUACUGCAGCCCAUCAACAGAGGGUGCUGUUCUCGGAGUGGCUUCACCCAGCGAGGAGGCAGACGCUGUCCAUUCUAUAUACAGUCUAUGAUUAAAAGUAAAUUUAUCAUUGCUUUGAUCAAAACAGAAUAGGAAAAUAAGUAUGCUUUAUGGAAUUGCGUUAUUAUUAUUACGUUAUUCUACUUCCCAAAACAGUGUCACUGUCAAGAAAAAAAUCUCCUAAAUAGCCCUAAAGGUACUGCAUGCACCAAAACAUGACCAAGUCAAGCCCAACCAGCAACAACAGAGGCCCUGACUUUAACAUGACAGAAUAAUACUAACAAUAAUACCAACUCAACACUGUGAAAGAUUAAGUAAACAAAUGAAGUAAGCUCCUAUCAUGGGGACAGUUUAGCAUCACUUUUGUAGAUAGAGAGGGUGGAGACAUAACAUCUGUCUUUGUAUACAGCAAACAUUUUAACCACAAAGCCUUAAUUUCAUACUCAUCUUUCACUCACCUCUCAUAGUCUUAAGCUGUAUGUUCAGCUAAAACCAGAGGCCAGAUCACUUACAGUCAAAGUGAUCAGUUUUCAGUGCAAAGUAAAGCACCACCUGCCACACUUUCCUCAGUUUUUAAUGUAGGCAGCAGAGACGUUUGGAAAAUAUUCCCCCCCUGUGUGUUUGUAUGAAUCUGGAGGUGUGAGAUGCAACAGUUAAACAUACAGCAGAUGGUGAUUUUCCGGCUCAGAUUGGCUUUUGAGAGGAAUGCAGGUCUCUGAACAGGAUGAAAUUUUCUGUCUACUGGAUUCAUGUACUAGAUUAUUGUUGCGCAAAAAGCCUAAUGCUGAUUAUGACUGAAAUGCUUGUUACUGCUUUCUGUUUUAGUUUUCAUCAUCCAAAUUUAACUGUGACCAUUCUUGAUAUUUAUCUACAGCUACCAGACUGCCAAAUCUUCUUUGGACCGCCCCCUCUGAUCCUCUAGACGUUUGAAUGUGCCAACAUGGAGAGCCUCAGUGAGCUCCAGAACCCUCUGCUCGACAAAAACAGCAAACAUGUAGUGCAAAAUGACUAUCAGGGCCACCAAUGCAACUACCCAAGCCAGCCUUACCAGGAUGGCCUCAUUGGGUACUACUGCACCGGGACUAAUGGCAAGCAUAAGACUCAACAGUACCUGGAUGCUACAUCCCUGCAUUUGGCUGUGGAGGCUUUCUACAGGCCCAACUUUAUCCUGUACAAAGAUGACGUGAGUCUGCACAGCAAGGACUCCAAGAGUGAGAGCUUUGAGACCACAUUCACAGAGAGUAAGGACGCUGUGGUGGAUGCAGUUUCCACUGAAAACAACCCGGACAGCACACAGGGAGAGAAGGAUGCGAAGAUCCAGACGGUGUCAUACGAUGUGGAGGAGGAGCAGGGUCCCGAGUACGAGGUCAGAGUUCAUUCUCUGGGAACAAAACUGGCAUAGAUACUUUCAUCUGCAGUUUUUUAGUGGUGAAAUCUGCUGGAGCGUCUACAGUCAGAGUUCAGCCUGAUGCAGAAUUAGUGAUGAUAAAAAGUUUCACACUUCUGCUGCAGCUAUAAUAGGAUAAUAAUAAUCACUCUGACUACACACACUAAAGCAAAAAAUGACAAAGUAAGAGCUGUUUGACAGGCUCCGAUAGAAUAAGAAGAUUGAGUUUCUUUAUGAAAUUAAAGGCGCUGUAACACUUACUCAUAACCGUCAGAGUCAUCUUUCAGCAGAGAGUGAGUCACGGUGCAUACAGAGAGGCUUAUUAUUUCAUUUUAAUAGACUUUCACUGUGAUUCACACCCUUCUCGCUCUGUUCUCUAAAUGGUCAAUUUACUUGAGUCUUUGAAAUCUAUUGUGGAGUAAUGGUUCAGUUUUGUUUUAAAAUUACAUCCUGGGAAAAUGACACAUCUAAGAUCACCUAUACUAAGCUUUCUGUUCUAUAAUGGCUGUGAAACCAUGGCAGGAAAAGAGUUAAGUCUUUUAAGCAGUGUUUAAAACCUCAUUUCAUCCGCAGCAUAUCUGAAACGCUGAGGGCUCAGAGCUGGGAGCAGAAGAAGUAUAGCAACUAUAGCAACAUCUGACGCGCCAGCUCUUGUCACUUGGAGGCCCAGCAGAUAGAUAGAGACGUGGGGGCUACUGCCAUUAAUGCGAUAAGUAAUGCCCUGUUGUGAGGGUAUUAGGCAGGGCUGUGCUGAUGCAGGGUUGUCAGAGCAGGUGAGCCUGGAGCCAAAGUUAUUCCACAUCAAACUGAAGGAGGGAAUGGAUCGGAUGUGAACAGUGCUCUAGUUUCCAGAUGCAAUAUGAGACUUUCUAUUCAGCACCUGCAUCUCUCUACUUUUCAUUCUUGUGUCUCUGCAUCCCUGUGCCUAUUUUUAUCAGAGUUAGAAUAAGUUAGAAAGAGCAGGGCAGAGAAGGUUUCAGACAUAUUCUCAACUUUCAGGAUGUGACAUGUCACAUCUCACUAUAAUACAGGAGACAGCAGACCACAGGAGGAACAAAUAUAAAUACCGUACAACACCUUUCUACCUAGCAACAGGAUGGACCAACAAUCUGACAGGGGUGUGUCUAGGAGGUGCAGAGGGGUGGCAUCAGCCCCAAUUGAGAUGGGCCACCCCAGAAACCAAUUUUUAAAACUAUACUGACCUGUGUUGCAUCAUGCUGUGACUAGCCUCUGCUGCAUUUCAAUUAUCUCUUAUUUCAUGUACAUCUUAUUUUCUAGCUCCAAAAAUAAUUAAUAACUACAAGAAUUAAGUGUGAACAGGAAUGAUACAGAAUCAGAAUCAAAAUCAGAAAUACCCUAAUAAUCCCCAGGGGGAAAUUGCAUUCGUUACAGUGCUCCAGUGCAAAUACAGUAAAAGUAAAAAGUGUAAAAAAUAAUAGAUAAAACAGAUGAUAAAAUAGAUUAAACAAGUAAAAAUUUGGAGAUAAAUAGAUAAAAUAAGUAAAAUAGAUAAAAUAUAGAGAUAAUCUACAAGUAUUUACACUAUAAACAACACAAAUAGUGACAUCGUAUGCAUGUAUUACAGUGAGCAGAGUCCAGGUAAAGACUACUGACUGAGGGUGUCAGAGUCACUGAGGGAGGAGUUAAAAAGUCUGAUGACCACCAGCAGGAAAUAUUUCCUGUGGCGCUCCGUGGUGCAUCGUGGAGUGAGGAACCUUCUGCUGAAGGUGCUCCUCUGCAGGACCAGUUCACUACAGUUCAUACAACUGCAAAACGCCUUAAAGCGUAUGUGAGGAGUUUUAACUGUUUGAGGACUAAAUUUUAUGCUGAUACCUCUAUUUGACCCACAAAAGCAAACAAGACCAUCAGCAGCAAGACCGGUCAUUGCAUUGUAAUUUCAAAUCAUUCUGCUAUGGGGUAGGUGUCAGAAUGAACUGUUCUGUUAAUGUUUAAUGAGAGAAAUGUAAACUGUGUGGUCAUCUUGACAGUUGACAUACAUCCAGAUGAGAUUUGACAUCAGGAAAAAGUACCUACUCAAGACCAGGAUGAUCAGCAUAGAGAUCAGAGUCAGUGGCUCCAGUUCCUGCCAGGAAGCCAAAUGGGCUUGUGUCAACGUUGGUGCCUCUUGUGGACAAAGCAGGAAGAAUUGUUUAUUGUGAAUCUUUACAGUUAAAAAUGCAAAUAAAAGCUGUAUUGUACAUAGUGAUGUUACUCAAUAUGGCACUUAACCCUGUGGCAGCAGAUUUAGACAUUAGAAAUAACUAAAAUUACUCAGUCUUUGUACUAAUGGCUUCAUUUGCCUUCAUAGGUCAAACAGAGGCAUAUAUUUUCGCUCUAUUUAGUUUCAUAACCAACUAAACACUCCUCUCAGGAGCUCUAAAUUGAGCAGUGUGAUCAAAAGGAGUCAAAAAUGCUAAAUAAAUGCAAAUAAAACUUGUUUGCGUAAGCUCUAAUACCAAAUGCUGUUCCCCCAUGAGUCAAGACUUAUGUUGGGGCUGCCAAGUCAAACAAGUCUGGAUAAGCCCUCAGGUAGUGUACCUCUAAAAUGCAAUUCUUUUUUUUUUUUAGCAGAUGUUUGACAUCUGUGUGACGGAGUAAAAAUAAAUUGUAUUAAAAAUGUAACAGAAGCGUGAGUAGGAAAUCACAGUGACAGCCCAGACUAACAGGGUGCAGGAGUAUAUGGGCACCCUGCUCGGGAGUCACCUGCAGCCCCCAGACUGUAAUGAGGCCUCAGAGAGAGGAGUGACAGGGUUAUUAAAGGUGCUGGGAAUCUGGCUUCAUACCAGACUGGUAGUGUAAUCCCAGUCAGGCAGACUGGAUGUCAGGGCAGCUGUCAGAAGAACUGAACGCAAGAGUCACUCAGACCUGUUAUCAGGUCCUACUGCAAAGAUAAAGGGAGAUGACUGCUGUAUGUCCUCCUCAGGUUUAUUCAUGUGAUGGCAGAUUAUGUGGUUGUGACCAGCUGUUGUUUUUGAUGGAUCACACCCUGCUGUCCAAGGGGACAGUGUUCACAGAGCAGAUAACAGGGCACUUUAUAAUCUUUCUUUGGCCAAGGUGGCUCUUUGGACAUUAUUUUGAUAGCAUAGCUCUACUGUCCUGCACUUCCCCCAAACAUCUGAACAAAGUUUCUGUACAGAAACGCUCAAGAUAAUAACAUUACACUGUGUGGCUUGGUAAAUGUAGAUGACAUUGAGAGCUAAAUCAGUGAACAUGUAUGGCUUGUAUUUUUGCCUGCCUCCCUGACUCUUCUCUAAUUACCUCUAAAAUGGCCAGUUCAGUCCCUGCCUUAUAUAUCGAUUUCAAUUUUGUGCCGUCUCUUUCCACGCUUUGAUUGAUCCCUACAGGCAGCAAGACUAAUGAAAGCUGCUCCUUCUUGCACCAAUUUAUUUAGACAAACAUCCACUCAGUGUCUGGGACAGCUGAGCGAAGAAAGGCAGCGUCCUCUCAAAGGUCACCUGUGGAGUAACAUUGCCAUCCUUGCUGCAGGCACUGUGUGCCAAUGUACCCAGAGUGGCGUUCACACAUUUCAUUUAUUCGCCCACUUCAGCCUUAUGGCCCUGAGUUUCAAGGCCCAGGACCUGGAGCUUGUUGAACACUUACAGCUUUUGAGGACGACGGGUGUAUUGGGCAGAGACGUUGGAGGUCUUGCCUGCUGUAGAAGUAAUUUAGCACAUAGACAACACUGUCUUCCUGCUGUUUCCCCUGUCACCAUGCAAUGAUGGGACAAUCCUUUAAUCCUGUGUUAUCUGUCAGGCCGCUCAUGGGUGUUGACAGAAGCACCAAAUCCUCUCUGGCUGGCUAAGCACAUCCUUUUUCAGGGUGGUGGGGAAACAGGGUAUAUAAACUGUCCUGGUGUGGCAUAAGUUGUCAAACUUUAUCCAUGUGAAGAUGUCCAAAAUACACCUGACUAUCCACAUGUCAACAUUCCUCCAAUUAUACGGAGGUUUAAAUGUCAAGAUCAGUGCAUUAACCUUAUAGCUUGUUUUGUAGAUGUUUUGAAAGAGUGUGAGAAAAAAAUACAUUAUUCACGUAGCAGCAUGAUAUAAGAAUGAUGAGUAAACAAAUAUUCAAGCUGCUCCUUGUGUUUUAUACAACAGGCCGACAUUUUUUCCUCAUCUGCCCCCAAAAAACUCAAAAUUGGCACCAAUUAAUCUGAAGAUGGCUAAUAGACAGUUUAUUUUAAUCCGGUCUACAUCCAGAAGUAAAGUCUGAGCAUGCUCAGUGAGAAAUCAUUGCUUUUCUACUUUCAGUGCCAUCCUGUCUGUUGUUUGCAUUGAAUUCAGACUGUUUUGGUUUGUUCAUUGCAAACCCUCACGCUGUAGAAACAAUGACAUUGCAAUUACUGUGCAGCCCUUGGAGGAACCACUUGUAGGUAGUAGUGCAUGUAAAAAAAUCCAUCAUUUGCUCCUUUUCUGACAAUUCUUCUUCAUCACCCUGCUGUCUCCCAGAGUGACAGCUCCAGUGACAGCGAGAGCGAGGACAACUUCAUCGUGCUACCCCCUCGGGACUACCUGGGCCUCGCCAUCUUCUCCAUGCUCUGCUGCUUCUGGCCCUUGGGCAUCGUUGCCUUUUACUACUCUCACAAGGUAAAGGCCCACAGAGCUCGAUCCUGUCAUUAACUUUGAUUACAAUGCUUCCUCUUUAAGGUCAGCCAGCGUAGGUACUUAGACAAGUGCUACCACAGCCCAUUUUCCACCCUGUGACCCUCCUCGCAGUUGUUUCAGAUGAUUGACUAUGUAAAUUCAGUAGUUUCGUCUCACUCUACGGUUUUUAGUAGAAAACCAUUAACAUUGAGGUUUUGAUGAUGAGUGAAUUCUGUCUGAGAUGUGCUCUGGCUUCAUAUUAUUAUUUCCUCCAGAGCUCAGACCCCAUUUGUAAUACACUCCAAGAUUUUCAAAUGCAGCCCUGCAACCUCAAAGCGCACCGUAUCCAAGGUGCUUAAGCAACAUCUUCCACAGUAAUUGGAUAGACAAUUAUACAGACUAGCAAAUAGUGUGUCAAAAGAAUGAAUAAAGGCCAGGCUCAUUUUUUGAUAGGAAACCCAAACACCCAAACAACACAUUUGUCACUGUCAGCAGAGGUAUAAUGACCUAAUUGCCAUGGUUACUAAUGGCUCCCUGAGAGCAUUUCUUGUUUUCUCUCUUUUAACUGUGGCUUAACACCUACUCAUACACUCAGCGCUGAUGAGUAACACACCAGCUCAUGCCGCUCUCUGCUUUUUUUCCUCUUUUUUCUGUGUCAGACUGGCAAGGCCAUCUCUAAGGGAGACUUCUCCAGAGCAGGAAUGAACUCCAGAAGAGCCUUGUUCUUGGCUGCUUUGUCCAUCACCGUCGGGACAGGGAUGUAUGUGGGGGUGGUGGUGGCCCUCAUAGCCUACCUGUCCAAACCUGGACAUGUAUAGUACUGGUAUAGGUCUAGUAAAUAGAGAAGAAGAUGUGGUCAUCUGGGAAGAGAGGAGAAGACUGGGUUAUAAAAGAUCUCUUCGCUCUCCUGAAAGCGGGGGCUGCCUGCGAAAUGAAAAGACCAAACCAGAAAGACAGAGAAAACAAGAUGAGUGGAUGGACUGCAUAUUGAUCCGACUGACUCUUUAUUUCUGGGCUGAAACACUCCCACGGAGGUAUUCCACCACCACAAUAACAAAGACAGAGCAGACGGUGCAGAGAAAGAUAACUGCUCUUCCACAAAGACUUUGCUGUACUUACAUGAAAAAUCAGCUCAUUAAAUUGAAGAACUACCUACCUUUUGCCAUAGUCGUUGACAGCAGUUUUAUUUGACCUUAAUAAUAGGCUAGUUGUUUUCUUUGUCAAUGCUCUAACAGAUUGUGUAUUGUCUACUUUGUAAAUGAAUUUCUUGGGAAAACAGAUUGCCAGGAGGUUUAUUAAAAAAAUUGAUACCAGCAACUGAUCUAGUGGCUAAACAGAAGGGAGUCAACCUCAAGAAAGGUCAAAGGUCAUCCUCUAAUUGUACACAGAUUUUCAGAGCACUUGUCAGGACAGUAACUUGUGUAUAUGACGUACUGUGAAUAUAGUCAAUAAAAACAUUCGGCAUGAAUGAUGUGGCGUCUUCA
Molecule: messenger RNA, 15552 nt
Organism: Xyrichtys novacula (pearly razorfish)
Lineage: Eukaryota; Metazoa; Chordata; Actinopteri; Labriformes; Labridae
Source: the annotation of a GenBank genome assembly